AUGCAAAGGUCAGACAACGGUAGUGACGACAUACGAAGGUCAGACAACUGUUGUGUCAGCAUACAAAGGUCAGACAACGGUAGUGACGACAUACAAAGGGUAGACAACGGUAUUGACUACAUACAAAGGUCAGACAACGGUAGAUACGACAUACAAAGGUCAGACAACGGUAGUGACGACAUACAAAGAGUAGACAACUUAAGUGACGACAUACAAAUGUCAGACAACGGUAGAUACGACAUUCAAAGGUCAGACAACGGUAGAUACGACAUACAAAGAGUAGACAACGGAAGUGACGACAUACAAAGGUCAGACAACGGAAGUGACGACAUACAAAUGUCAGACAACGGUAGUGACGACAUACAAAAAGUAGACAACGGAAGUGACGACAUACAAAUGUCAGACAACUGUAGUGACGACAUACAAAGGUCAGAGAACAGUAGCGACGACAUACGAAGGUCAGACAACGGUAGUGACGACACACAAAGGUCAAACAUCGGUAGCAAAGGCAUACAAGGGGUAGACAACGGUAGUGAUGGCAUACAAAGGCCUGACAACGGUAAUGACGACAUACAAAGGUCAGACAACGGUAGUGACGGCAUACAAAUGUCAGACAACGGUAGUGACGGCAUACAAAGGGUAGACAACGGUAGUGACGACGUACAAAGGUCAGACAACGGUAGUGACGACAUACAACGGGUAGACAACGGUAGUUACGACAAACAAAGGGUAGACAACGGUAGUGACGGCAUACAAAGGGUAGACAACGGGAGUAACGACGUACAAAGGUCAGACAACGGUAGUGACGGCAUACAAAUGUCAGACAACGGUAGUGACGACAUACAAAGGUCAGACAACGGUAGUGACGACAUACAAAUGUCGGACAACAGUAGUGACGACAUACAAAGGUCAGAAAACGGUAGUGACGACAUACAAAGGUCAGAUAACGGUAGUGACGGCAUACAACGGGUAGACAACGGUAGUUACGGCAUACAAAGGGUAGACAAUGGUAGUUACGACAUACAAAGGAUCGACAACGGUAGUGACGACAUACGAAGGUGA
Molecule: messenger RNA, 1062 nt
Organism: Procambarus clarkii (red swamp crayfish)
Lineage: Eukaryota; Metazoa; Arthropoda; Malacostraca; Decapoda; Cambaridae
Product: germ cell nuclear acidic protein-like
Source: RefSeq, a predicted model, not a curated record